Molecule: messenger RNA, 2879 nt
Organism: Laetiporus sulphureus 93-53
Lineage: Eukaryota; Fungi; Basidiomycota; Agaricomycetes; Polyporales; Laetiporaceae
Exons: 7
Coding region: 291-2765 (824 amino acids)
Molecular function (GO): lipid binding
Source: RefSeq, a predicted model, not a curated record
AGUGGCCACUGUGGCCAGCAUAUUUCCCCUCUACCGCAUCUAUUCUUUCCUCGGUGACGCGUGUGGUUACGUUGCGCGUCCUCCCGUGGUGUUCUUGGCUGGUGACGCACUGCGACACCAGAUCUAGCAAGUGGAGUUCAUUCAACCUAUGACGAAGCACAAACGAGCUGCGAUAUAUAUGCUUACGGGCUGCUGCUUUUCCAAUGAUUUCUACCUAUUCUCACGACCUCGAUCUCCUUCGCGAACGUCCACUUUUCAGUCUCCACAAAUUUUGACCACCAACUACCAUCAUGUCUCUUCCUCAAGCUUCCAAGGAUAUCAGUGACCACCCUAAACCCGGUACUGUCACCGAGCCGGUCAAUUACGACAAGAAGAAGGCAGACGUCGAUCGCAAGUUGCACUUCUACGGAGUCGUUACUGCCCUUCGCGAGUCACGUCUACCCACUAACGACCAGAUCGAUGCUAUGCUCGACUAUACUCUCGGUCACUCUCCGGUGGACAUUGAUGCACUAUCACCAUCUGGUCGUCAACUCAUACUAGACUCGCGCGAGAUCGUCGAUGGUCUUCGUGCCAUUGUACGUCAAAAGAAUGCCGAUGAGCUUCUUCAGAACUUCGUCUGGCACACCCGUCGAACCGUUACCAUUCGCGCGAAGAAGGACCCCAACGAGCUCAUCCCUGUCGACCAGAACAAAGUCCAGGCAGAUACCGACCAGGCUGCACAACAUUUGCGCACCCUCGCUACGCUCGUGCUCACUAAUGCUGAAGUUCGCAAGCUUGUCGGCGACUUUGGUGUGGUUGGACGCGAUUUACUCGCGAAGAGUGCGGGGAAGGCAGCCGAGCUGGCACGUCCAAAUGAGGAGCGCCUUCGCCAGGUCGAUCAAGCAGGCCCAGAUCAAGUCUUCAUCUCUGAGGGCGGUCGCCAAGUAGGACCCGAUGAGACUCCCGUUCCUGAGGUGCCCGUUCCAGCGACCGGCCAUCGCAUUGCGCAGGACCCAAGGAACAAAGUCGUUCAGGGUACCUCCAUCAAGACCGAUCAAGGUGAUGAGGUCCGCGGGGACGAGGCAGUGUACGAAGCCCAGCACAGGAAGAAUGAGGCAGUAGGACGUGCAUGCCAGGAGGCAUAUGCACAGAAGGAAGAUAUUGAACAAAACAUUACGGAAAACGAGGGGGCAGACGUUAGCACGCGCAAGGGCCGUGUAAAGAGUAAAAUGGCUGGUAUGAGGGACCACAUGUUAGGUCGCGUCCCGCAGGAACACAAGGACAAGGCCAAUGAGCACGCAACGCGCGUGAAGAACUUCCUCAGUGACGAGUAUUUCCCGCCUGAGCGUCGUGACCAGCUUAUUUUCCGUAUUAAAAAAGUUAUUAUCGAGUGCCAGAAUCACAAGGAUUACCAGGAGAGUAUUCGGUGGCUCCUUGACACGGGCGCUGAGUAUGUCAGCCAUGGACAAACCAUCAACGAGCAUGGAAGGGACUCUCAUCGGCAGCUUACCUCUGACAGCAACAUUCAGCGCGCAACUUAUGAGUUUCGCACGCUAUUGGAGCGCUUUGCUAAUGGUGUAAGCUUGGAUAUUGUCGGCGAUGCCAUGCGUGCGCUCUACCAGGACUCUCAGAACGAUGAGGGUCUGCGUCAUUGGUUCCAUGAUGUCAAUGAAUACGUUCGCGAGUGCCUAAUGUCUCCAGGAUACGUCCUUGACGACCAGUGUAACGAGCAUGCAAAUGAACUACGUGAAGUCGGCCGCGCGUACUACGACAACAAGUACAAGGGCCAUUUCGACAACCUCUGGAACAGCCUCGCAGAUUGGUUCAGAGGUUGGGCGGAUGAUCCGCUCAAUCGCCGCUUCGGCCAGGAUUGGGCACGCCUCACGAAAGACUUGCUGUUUGACAGCGAGGGCAGCCUCAAGUACAAGCCCGAGUUGUGGAAGGACAUUCGUAACGUCGUCGUACCGAAUCUCGUGGAGAACAUUGGUUACAUUCCGAUCCCGAGGAUCGAGUAUACGGACGACAGUCUCGAUCUCGUUCUGGAGAACCUUGCUUUGAGCGGCAAAAACGUGUUCCCCAACAUAAUUAGCUUGGACGUGAGGAACUUCAUGAAGUUCAGCCCAUACAAUGUCAUUGGUGAUGAGCAACAUCACGAGUUCACGCUCACGUUAGGCCAAAUCCAGGCCGACCUGCGCGAUGUCGCAUUCUACUACCACAAGAAGACUGGCAUGCCGAAGAUGUCGGAUUCUGGUCUCGCCGAUCUCCUUCUCGGAGGCACUGGCCUCACCAUCACCGCACACCUCGCGACUGCACAUGACCCGGCCUCGGUGUUCGCCGUCAAGGACGUGCAAGUAAAGGUCCACACACUCAAAUUCGCUGUACGCGACUCGAAGCACGACGUGCUAUACAAGACGCUCGCGCCUCUGGCCACUAGCCUCGUCAAAAAGCAGCUACAAAAGGCGCUCGGUGGGGCCGUACGCACGGCGCUCGAGUACCUCGACGGCGAGCUUGUUGCAGUCCGCGACGAGAUGCGUGAGGCGAAGGCGGGCGACGGUAGUCGUACCGAGGCGCUCAAGCAACAUCUCGCGGCGAAGAAGGAUGCAGCUCAGGACAAGACGGAGGAGACGAAGCAGAAAACGGGACAGUUCAAGGUCGUCGCGCAGCCAGGCAAUGAGCUCUUGCCCGACAAGGGACACUCUGAUGGCUGGAUUAAGCGUGCCGCAGAGCGCGUUGGUGCCGCGAAGAGCGGUGAGGAGUGGCGGAGCGAUGCGUAUAGCGUCGUCUAAGGUCCCCUGCGUGUUGAUGAAUCGAACAUGAGCUUCUGUUUGUAUCAUGAAAUGUCCGUCCCUCAGUUCUGUAGCUUGAGUAAAUAUGUAGCAAUAGGAUACCAUUUCUUUGAG